UCGCCCCGGGGACGGCCGGCCGUGGGCGCGAUGAGCCAGGUGCUGGGGAAGCCUCAGCCUGAGGAGGAGGACGACGACGAGGAGGAUGAGCUGGUGGGGCUAGCGGGCUACGGGGACGGGCCCGACUCCUCGGACGCCGAGCCGGACAGCGGGACGGAGGAGGGAGUUCUGGACUUUAGCGACCCCUUCAGCACAGAGGUGAAGCCAAGGAUCCUGCUCAUGGGCCUGAGAAGGAGUGGCAAGUCAUCCAUCCAGAAAGUUGUCUUUCAUAAAAUGUCUCCCAACGAAACCCUGUUCUUGGAAAGUACGAACAAGAUCUGCCGGGAAGACGUUUCCAACAGCUCCUUUGUUAAUUUUCAGAUUUGGGACUUCCCAGGGCAGAUUGACUUUUUUGACCCUACCUUUGACUAUGAGAUGAUCUUCCGGGGGACAGGAGCACUGAUAUUUGUCAUAGACUCCCAGGACGAUUACAUGGAGGCCCUGGCCAGGCUCCACCUCACGGUGACCAGGGCCUACAAAGUGAACACCGACAUCAACUUCGAGGUGUUUAUUCACAAAGUGGAUGGUCUGUCAGAUGAUCACAAAAUUGAAACCCAGAGAGAUAUUCACCAGAGGGCAAAUGAUGACCUUGCAGAUGCUGGAUUAGAAAAAAUUCACCUCAGCUUUUAUCUGACAAGCAUAUAUGAUCAUUCAAUAUUUGAAGCUUUUAGCAAAGUGGUUCAGAAACUGAUUCCACAACUCCCCACCCUGGAGAAUUUGCUAAACAUCUUUAUCUCAAAUUCUGGAAUUGAAAAGGCGUUUCUCUUUGAUGUGGUCAGUAAGAUUUACAUUGCAACUGAUAGUACCCCCGUGGAUAUGCAAACCUAUGAGCUCUGCUGUGACAUGAUCGAUGUGGUUAUCGACAUUUCUUGUAUUUAUGGUCUCAAAGAAGAUGGCGCAGGAACCCCUUAUGACAAGGAAUCAACAGCCAUUAUAAAGCUGAAUAAUACAACAGUUCUUUAUUUAAAAGAGGUGACCAAGUUCCUGGCUCUCGUUUGCUUUGUCAGAGAGGAAAGCUUUGAAAGAAAAGGGCUGAUUGACUAUAAUUUUCAUUGCUUCCGGAAGGCCAUCCAUGAAGUUUUUGAGGUGAGAAUGAAAGUGGUGAAAUCACGGAAGGUUCAGAAUAGGCUGCAGAAGAAAAAAGGAGCCACCCCUAACGGGACGCCUAGGGUGCUGCUGUAGGUGAGGUUUCAGGAACAUCUUUUGAAGUCAGACCUUUCAGUGAGGCUGCUGCUCUGUGUUGCACUAAAGGAAGAGGAAGAAGGAGAUGGGGACACAUGACAUAUAUUUGCUGUAAAAAAAAAAAUCCUGCCACCCACUUGAUCUUCUCUUUUUUUUAAAUAAAGUAAGCACUUUGAAGCAAAAACGUAUAUUAA
Molecule: messenger RNA, 1415 nt
Organism: Lipotes vexillifer (Yangtze River dolphin)
Lineage: Eukaryota; Metazoa; Chordata; Mammalia; Artiodactyla; Lipotidae
Gene: RRAGD
Product: Ras related GTP binding D
Exons: 7
Coding region: 31-1221 (396 amino acids)
Biological process (GO): cellular response to starvation; positive regulation of TORC1 signaling; negative regulation of autophagy
Cellular component (GO): lysosome; nucleus; Gtr1-Gtr2 GTPase complex
Molecular function (GO): GTP binding; GTPase activity
Source: RefSeq, a predicted model, not a curated record